AUGGGAUUCGAUAAUGAGUGCAUUGUCAACAUUCAAUCACUUGCGGGAGAGUACUUCUGUCCAGUUUGUCGCCUCCUUGUGUACCCAAGCGAGGCUAUGCAGUCACAAUGCACUCACUUAUACUGCAAACCAUGCUUGACAUAUGUAGUGAGCACAACGAGAGCUUGCCCAUACGAUGGUUACUUGGUCACUGAGGCGGAUUCUAAGCCUCUUACAGAGUCGAAUAAGGCACUUGCUGAAACUAUUGGAAAAAUACCUGUUCAUUGCCUAUAUCACAGGAGUGGAUGCACAUGGCAAGGAACGUUGUCCGAGUGUACAUCACAUUGUUCUGGAUGUGUUUUUGGCAAUUCACCUGUUGUUUGCAAUAGGUGUGGAAUCCAAAUAGUGCAUCGACAAGUACAAGAGCAUGCACAAAGUUGUCCUGGUGUGCAAAGUCAGGCACAGCAGGUUGCCGUUACCCAGGAACCUUCAGCCACCAGCACAGUUGCCUCUACUGAUCAGAACCAGACUGCUGCUCCAGUUGGAGCUGUGGCUUCACAAGCUUUGAAUUCUCAAACCGCUGUUACAACAACUACAUCUGGGCAGGAUUCGAGUCAGCUACCUAACCCAGCAUCUCAAUCUCAACCAACGCAGAAUGUUCAGACUGCUGCACCAACUGCAGAGCAAUGGUAUCAGCAGCAACAAUAUCAACAAUACUACCUGCAAUACCCUGGUCAAGAUCCUUAUCAACAGCAGUAUCAACAUUACUACCCUUAUCAACAACCAGUAGGUCCACAGUACCAGCAGCCCUACAGCCAGCCCCAACCUCAGUCUCAGUCCCAGCCCCAGUCCCAGCCCCAGCCUCAGCCACAAGCCCAACACCAAGUGCAGCCUCAGCCACAAGCCCAACACCAAGUGCAGCCUCAGCCACAAGCCCAACACCAAGUGCAGCCUCAACUUCAACCGCAGGGAGUUUCUAAUCCGCUUCCACAAGUUCCGGCUCCUGUGGCUCCGCAACCACAGAAUCAGAUGCAAGUUAACCAACAACAGCAGCAGCUUCAACCUGCUGUAACGCCACAUGGUCAGAUUCUGCCACAGAGUAAUCCACCGGGUCUCACCCAAGCACUCUCUCAGCCUCAGUCUUCAUAUCCUUACCCCCUAGUUCCUCAUGCUGUCCAGCCUCACCCUCAACCUCAGCAACAUAUGCAAAUUCCUCCUUAUCAGCAGCCUCACUCUCAAGCUCAGCAUUCACAGCCUCAAAUUCAACAGCCAGCUCAGAAGUAUCCUGUUUCUCAACCUCAAGUUCAUUCACAAGCACACCCUAAUGCUCCAGUUCAACAUCUUUCUCAGUCCCAAAUGCGUCCUCACCAGUCCCUAACUCCUAGUGUCCAACCUCAAGGACAAAAUGCAUCGUCAAAUGCAGUAACAGGCUUUCAAUCUUAUCCACAACCACAACCUCAACUUCACCAGAGUACUCAGCCAGGAGCUCCUCAACAUGGUAUGCAGAUGCAUGCUCAAAGUGGGCCUCUGCCUCAUGCUCAGCAUCCAGUCCUGAUGCAGAAUCAGUUUCCUCAGCAAAUUCCAGUGAUGUUUUCUAAUCAGCAACAGCCAGCUUUAUUGCCUUCACCUGUUCAAGGCCAAGGUACCCCUCCUAUCCAACAGCCGCCGGUUUAUAAUCCCAAUCAACAACCUGGCCCAAUUAACCACCGUCCUACCCUGCAACCAGUUCAACAAAGUUUGGCUCAGCAACCUUUUGCACACAUGCCCAUGUCUUCUCAUUUACGACCUCAAGGUCCAGGACAUUCAUUUCCCAGGCAUUCUUUUCCACCCGCACAAGGUAAUCCUGCACCGUUAAAUAGCACUCAGCUCAGUCAAUCCCAAAAUGCUGUUGGAAAACCUUCAAUCCCCAAUCAUCCAAUACAAAUACAGCCAUUUGCACACACUGCUAAUAACAUUCCAGUUAGACCAGGGCAAACUGGUUCCAGCCACCUGCCUGAAAACCAUAAUUUGUUGGUUGGGACCAAUAAUCAAGUGCAGUUGUCUUCUGAUUUGCAGUCUGGGGCUCCAGCACCUCAUGAAAGGCAAGGCAAUGCCACUGAACAGCACAGUGACUCUGCCACUGGGAAACUUGCUAAAAAUUCUAAAGAUUUUUAUACAGCAUCGUUAUCAGAAAAUGAGUUGAAAUCUGAAAAGGUCAAAAUGGAUAUAAAGCCUAUUGAUGCUGGGAACAAGCAAAAUGGUGGAGAUCAAAAUGCCGUGAAAACUUCAGGCCCAAAUGUCAAUUCAUUAGAAAAUGGUGAUUCAGUGGGUCAGAGUGUUGGUAAGGAAGAGGUUGCUGAAAAUAACGGUAAUGAGCAUUCUGCUCCCAAGGGCAAUGAGAAUCAAGAUGGUCCUCUGCUGAAGAUGGAAACCAAGAAAGAGUCUGAAACUGAUGAAGUGAAUAAUGAUGAUGCACACACUUCAAGACCUGCUGCUGAUCAUGGUAAGCAACAUCAGCCAAUGACUGAAUAUGCUGCUGUCCAGCAGAGGUCUUCUGCAAUGUUAGGAUCACAGGUGCUACGUCCAGCAGGGCCAAAUGAUCCUCUCCCUUCUGGACACUCUUCUACUUUUGUCAGGAAUCAUGUACCUACCCAUGAUCCUCAUUUGGGACAGGCAACCAUGUUAAAGCAGCCGCAAGUGCACAACCUUCUAGAGAUAUGCACGGUGGGUUGA
Arachis ipaensis is the source of this 2691-nucleotide messenger RNA. The record is from RefSeq and is a predicted model, not a curated record. Lineage: Eukaryota; Viridiplantae; Streptophyta; Magnoliopsida; Fabales; Fabaceae.